Molecule: messenger RNA, 1329 nt
Organism: Colletotrichum abscissum
Lineage: Eukaryota; Fungi; Ascomycota; Sordariomycetes; Glomerellales; Glomerellaceae
Exons: 2
Coding region: 1-1329 (442 amino acids)
Biological process (GO): pyrimidine nucleotide import into mitochondrion
Cellular component (GO): mitochondrion
Molecular function (GO): pyrimidine nucleotide transmembrane transporter activity
Source: RefSeq, a predicted model, not a curated record
AUGUCUCACGACGAACAACCCGACGCUGAACGAGGCGCACCGCACCCCAACGACGAAGAAUAUGGGCCUUACCCGACCUCGACAUAUCCCAACUACAGCAGCUCGAGAGCGUACCCAGCCACAGCUCCUGCCCGCGCAGCGAUAGCUGCUAUUGAAGAGGCCGUUGCUGUCAUGCCCACCAACGAGACGAUCACUGCCUUUGAGCGGUGGGCAGCUGGCGCCUCCGACGCCCAGUUCAACGCCCUGUCCGGUGCUGUGGGAGGAUUUACCUCGGGCGUUGUUACGUGCCCGCUCGACGUUAUCAAGACCAAAUUGCAGGCCCAGGGUGGCUUCAAUCCGGUUGAGAAGGGAAGACAUGUCGGACAUGGCCCGAAGCUUUACAAUGGACUGCUUGGCACCGCCCGUGUGAUUUGGAAGGACGAGGGAAUACGCGGCAUGUAUAGGGGACUCGGCCCGAUAGUACUGGGUUAUUUGCCCACCUGGGCUGUAUGGUUUACCGUCUACAAUAAGAGCAAGGACUGGUUGAAACACCGUCAUGACAACACGGUGUUGAUCAACUUUUGGUCAUCCAUCAUCGCUGGUGCCAGUAGCACUGUCGUCACGAAUCCCAUUUGGGUAAUCAAGACUCGCUUGAUGUCGCAAAGCGUUGCCCAUGACCCGGGCAAGUAUCAUUCGCAGUUCCCGAGAUCGGGCAACACACCAACUUCCAGACCGACAAAUCACAGCUCAUGGCACUACCGGUCAACAAUCGAUGCGGCACGCAAGAUGUACACUUCCGAGGGCGUCCUUUCCUUCUACUCUGGUCUCACACCCGCCUUGCUGGGACUUACGCACGUGGCAGUGCAGUUCCCAGCAUAUGAGUAUCUGAAAACGAGGUUCACUGGCCAGGGUAUGGGAGAGCCGACUCAGGGCGAUUCUCAAGAGUCGCAAUGGAUGGGAGUGCUGGGUGCUUCGAUAUUAUCGAAGAUCAUGGCGAGCAGUGCCACAUACCCUCACGAGGUGAUCCGCACGAGACUGCAGACACAGAGAAAGCCCGUGGGAGGAGCCGAGUAUCUACAGGGUCUGGGAAUCAAAGUCCCUUUAUCCGAGGACGGCAAACCGCAGCAGCCGUUAUCACCAAAGUAUCGCGGCGUGGUCAGCACCUUCCGGACGAUCCUCAAAGAGGAGGGCUGGAGGGCCUUCUACGCUGGCAUGGGCACUAACAUGAUGCGAGCGGUGCCGGCCGCGACAGUGACGAUGCUGACGUAUGAGUUUGCGAUGAAACAUUUGAACCAUGCGAGGAGCGAGGGCAAGAGGAAAUUAGGAAGGGGUACACCUGCCGAGCCAUGA